UUACAUCAGCCACCUCACUCUCAUCACUGCAAAACACACCUGCGCAUUAUCAAUUUCUUUUUUCCCUUUUUCUUUUUCCUUCUCAAAAUUCUUCCAUAUUUUUCUUUAAUUUUCUUUUCCCUGUUUGUUGGGUUUUUCUAUGCUGUUCGUUUCAGUAGGAAAACCCACUGCAGAUUUCCCCUAAUUGCCGUUUUGAGUUCUGUUUUUGACGAGUUUUAAGUUCAUGGAUCCGAUCAAAAAGGAAGAAUGUUCGGGCGAUGAAACAAGUGGGAGUACAAAAUCUUGCUCUGAUUGCAAAACUACGAAGACACCCUUAUGGAGAUCUGGUCCAUCUGGCCCUAAAUCGCUGUGUAAUGCUUGUGGGAUCAAAUACAAGAAGAAAAAGGGGCCAACGAAGAAGAAAGAGAAACCCGUUUCCAACACUAGUAGUGAUGAUCUGGCUUACUGCAAAAAGGAUAAAAUUGGAAAUGGGAAAGAUGGGAAGCAGCUAAGCAAAGUAUUGAGGGUGAAAUUGAUGAUGUUGGGGAAAGAAGUAGUGAUACUACAGAGGCAGAGAUCAUCAAUGAAGAAGCCAAGAAAUCAAAGGAAACUUGGUGAAGUUGAAAGAGCUGCUCUUCUUUUAAUGGCUCUCUCUUGUGGCUCUGUUUUUGCUUAAAGCAGCCAUCAGCACUAAUAGUCAGUAUUAAAACCCUAACCCUCUUUUUUGUAGCUUUUAGUAUAAGCUUUUUUUAGGGUUAUUAAGAAAUAAUCAAAGUGUGCUAACUGGAGAAAGGAAAAAGGAAAGGAUAUGGUUUUUUAUUAGCCUUUUAGAGAAAUGGCUUGAUUUUGGUAGCAGCUUUAGGUUAUGAAAAGGAUAGGAAGAAAGUGAAUUUGUAUAUAUGAUGAUGGUGUUGAUGAUUAUUGGAGAUGGCUUUUUAAGUUUUGCA
Molecule: messenger RNA, 926 nt
Organism: Capsicum annuum
Lineage: Eukaryota; Viridiplantae; Streptophyta; Magnoliopsida; Solanales; Solanaceae
Product: GATA transcription factor 17
Exons: 3
Coding region: 224-655 (143 amino acids)
Biological process (GO): regulation of DNA-templated transcription
Molecular function (GO): sequence-specific DNA binding; zinc ion binding
Source: RefSeq, a predicted model, not a curated record